AUAUGCCGUCCUCCAGCCAUUGAGAAAGCUCAAGCUUUCACGAAUUUACCACGUUCCUUCAGCGCAUUCCGCCCAUCACUGGUCGCCAGGACUUCAACAAAACACAGAUUUUAAUCACACGGUCCCUCUGACAAAUGUCGUUCAUUCGCGCGCGAGCUCUACGGAGCGUUCAAUCUGCUCUUAGCAGAGGUGCACCACGCGUCUCUGCGCCCCGAACUCAACUUGUAGCCAAGCGUUUCGCAUCCGGAGGACACGAUGGUCAUGCUCCUCCUGGCUCCGAUCUGCCAUGGUUGAUCUCCGCUCUCAUUGUCACCCCGGUCUCAUGCUGGUACCUGUGGCCUGAGACUUCGCACGCGGACUCGCACCACGGCCACGGUGACCACGCUGCGCACGAUGAUGCGGACGAGAAGCAUGAGGAUAAAGAAGAGGACAAGGAAGAGGAUUCGCAGCCGACCGAGGAAGUAGCUGAGAAGAAGGAGGAGAUUGCCUCCGAGCCAACUGAGGAGAAGUCCGAGGACAAGACUGAGGACAAGGCCGAAGGAGAGGCUGAAAGCAAAUCGGACGACGAAGAGACUGCGGAGAGCGAUGAUAACGCUACCUCUGGCGACAACAACAAGCGAGGAACCACUGGUACUAACAAGGUUCGAUCCGAUUCUGAGGGAGCUUCCGUGACACGAAAGGUCGAGGCCGGCAGCAAAGGCGGCAACAAGAUCCGACUCGACUCCGGCCUGGGUAAAAACCUCGGCGAGGGCAUCAACUCCGAUACUGCCUACAAUGGCUCCGAGGGCUCUGAGAACAAGUCUGUCAUGGCUGAUAAGCAGAAAGGACUGUCCAACACCGACACUCGGCACUCGAUACAGAUUGAUGCGCCCGGCUCUGAGCUUUCAACCAAGGGUCAUGGUGGUCCAGAGACCGCAAAGCACAAGGGAACCGUCGAUCCCAGGGCUCCUGUGAAAUAAACCAUCUGACUCGCUCACUCGGUUGACUGACGUUGUACUAGACCCGACAACAGGGUCGAAUCCUGAGCUAGGAGAAGAUGUGAUGGAGUUCGGUCUGUGUGUCCAUAUGUAAUCUAUGAAAGUUUUUGAUUCAAGGCUUUUAGCUACAUAGAUGCACCUUGUUUACAAAGAAGGUCACCAGUCGAAAUAUGCACUUUUGGGCCCAUUGCACGUGAACGCCCAUCCCUGCGUGACCAUGGAGA
Messenger RNA from Dissoconium aciculare CBS 342.82, 1201 nucleotides. RefSeq lists its product as uncharacterized. The coding region runs from base 135 to 959 and encodes 274 amino acids. The transcript is spliced from 3 exons. NCBI's taxonomy places the organism in Eukaryota, Fungi, Ascomycota, Dothideomycetes, Mycosphaerellales, Dissoconiaceae. The record is from RefSeq and is a predicted model, not a curated record.